AUGCCACCCAGGGCUACUAAACAGAAACAGACACCCACUCGCCAGGCCAUCACACUGAAGGGGUCCACGAACCUGGUCACCGAGUUCUUCAAAUAUGCAGUGAACACUAUUCUCUUCCAGCGCGGAGUGUAUCCUUCGGAUGAUUUCCAUAUGGUGAAAAAGUACGGACAGACUGUGCUCGUGACGCAGGACCUUGGUCUCGAAAACUAUCUCGAAAAGUGCGUUCGCCUCGAGCUGCCCUUUUGGCUUUUGACGGGAGGAGUCACACAACUGGUAGUCGCCAUCAUCUCGAAAGACACGCGAACGCCUAUGGAACGGUGGGUGUUCGAUAUCAACCUCGCCGAGCAGCCAGCGUCCAAUUCCAAGUCCAAUGCGCCCGCAAAACCGGAAGCGGAAGUCCAAGCUGAGAUCAGGUCCAUCCUGAAACAGAUAGUUUCGACCGUGACGUUCCUGCCCAUCAUUGAUGAGCCGACCGUGUUCAACAUCCUCGCAUACACCUCGGAGUCGGCGGACGUCCCGGCGAACGAGUGGGUCGACACGGACCCCCUGGCUAUCGAAGCGGGCAAGAGCCAGCAGGUGAAGUUGAGGAGCUUCAGCACGGACGUGCACCGAAUUGAGGCGAUGGUGGCGUACCGGUACGAUGGGUAG
Molecule: messenger RNA, 648 nt
Organism: Stereum hirsutum FP-91666 SS1
Lineage: Eukaryota; Fungi; Basidiomycota; Agaricomycetes; Russulales; Stereaceae
Product: mitotic spindle checkpoint protein MAD2
Exons: 4
Coding region: 1-648 (215 amino acids)
Biological process (GO): mitotic spindle assembly checkpoint signaling
Cellular component (GO): nucleoplasm; cytoplasm; kinetochore
Source: RefSeq, a predicted model, not a curated record